AUGCCGAGAGCACCUUCUUCCUUCUUCAUCAACGCGAAGAACAUCUUCCUCACCUAUCCCAGGUGUGUUCUUCCCAAACAACAAGCAUUAGAUGCAAUUAGGAACAUCCAGUUCUCUAUUUCUCCCACUUACAUACGAGUUGUUCAAGAAACCCACCAAGAUGGAUCUCCUCAUCUACACUGUCUGAUUCAAUUCACAGGUAAAUUUCGCACUCAAUCUGCGAGGUUUUUCGAUAUCCAAUCACCCAGUUCAAAUUCAAUGUUCCAUCCAAAUGUUCAAAGUGCGAGGAAUUCAUCCAUAGUUAGGGAUUACAUAUCAAAAUACGGAGAUUUUGUGGAAUGGGGCGAGUUCCGUCUGGAUGGCCGGAGUAGAUUCUCAUCCGACAAAACGGGGGAGGUAUAUGCCGCUGCGCUUGCCGAGGAAGAUAAGGGAAUGACCCUCAAUAUCAUCAAGAAGGGCGAUCCUUGA
Coffea arabica (coffee) is the source of this 468-nucleotide messenger RNA. RefSeq lists its product as uncharacterized. The record is from RefSeq and is a predicted model, not a curated record. Gene Ontology annotation, molecular function: structural molecule activity. Gene Ontology annotation, biological process: DNA replication. Lineage: Eukaryota; Viridiplantae; Streptophyta; Magnoliopsida; Gentianales; Rubiaceae.